AUCCAGUGGUUUCUUCCUUUUGAUUUGCACAUCUUUAUGGAUGACACAUUGAUCAAGAUGCAGGCAUAUGUUAUACAAUUUUUUCAUAUAUGGCAGCAUCGACAUUUUACUUUUAUCUAUUAUUUAUGAUCAGUUGAUUACUAUUUACUAUACUAGCUUGUAUAUUUUGCAGAAAACUGUAUCAUAAAUCAUGUGAAUUUGCCAUGUUUAGGAUGUAAGACAUGUCAUUUUAGAAGAAGUGGCCGAGGGAAUUUAACCUUACAUAUUUUUUCCUUUUUCGUUUUCUUCUUGAAAAAGGAUGAAAAUUCAGUUUCAUUUCAAUCAAACAUUAUAUGUUAUACAUUGAAAUCAUUAAUUUGAUGAAUUUGAUCUGAAAUAUUUAUAUCAAAUUCAUAUCUGAAUAUUAGUUUUAUUGUUUAAAGAGUCGCAUAUUGAGAUUCAAUAUUGUUUCGGUGAGGACCUGUGCGGGCAUGUGUUUAGUCCCAUCGAUUAUCUGCCGGAUAGAUCUUGAGUACUUAUAUAAGAUUAAGGAACGUGAAUAAUAUCUUAUGGCUAGCCAUUUUGGGUGAGAUCCUAAAUUGUUACAAAUGGUAUCAGAGCAGAUCUGACUCAGACCUAUGCGGAGUAGAGGACAUUGUAGCGCGAAUUCAUUAGGGUUAAUCACAUGCCGAUCGUAGUGCUUAUAAUUAGAUUUGAAUGUAUUUGAAUCCUUAACCUGACGAGGAUAUCAGGGCUUAAAAGGAGAAAGUAUGUGAGGACUUGUGCCUUCUAGCUAGCCAUUUUAGGUGAGGUCCUGGGUUGUUAGAAAGAAAAAAACCCCAGCCAGAUUUUUGGGUGCAGAACGUUUGUGUAUGCGGGAUGGCGAGUGCUGACUUUCCAUCUUGGUCGUGCGUCGUAAUUGUCGGAAUUAGCCAGAUUUUUGGGUGUGGAACGUUUGUCCAUGCAGGAUGGUGAGUGCUAACUUUCCAUCUUAGCUGCGUGUCGUAAUUGCCGAAAUUAGCUAGAUUUUUGGGAGCUGAAUAUUUGUCCGUGCAGGAUGGCAAGUGCUGAUUUUCCAUCUUAACCGCAUGUCAUAAUUGCUGAAAUUAGCGAGAUUUUUGGGUGUGGAAUGUUUGUACAUGUGGGACGGCGAGUGCUGACUUUCCAUCUUGGCUGUGUGUCGUAAUUGUCAGAAUUAACUAGAUUUUUGGGUGGGGAAGGUUUGUCCGCGUGGGAUGGCCAGUGCUGACUUUUCAUCUUGGCCGCACAUAGUAAUUGCUGGAAUUAACUAGAUUUUUGAGUGUAGGAUGUUUAUUCGUGCGGGAUGGCUAGUGCUGACUUUCCAUGUUAGCCGCGCGUCUCCCUAUUUCUUUUCCUCUCUUGAGCUCGACCAUCACCUAUCCUGCUUCUCUUCUUGUUCUUUUUCUUCUCUCUCCCUCUCCCUGUCUUCGGCAUCGCUGGCACCCAUUACCAGGCCUUGACGACACCUUUGAUCAAGUCGCUAACCAAAGAACUUCCAUCUCUCUUAUUUCAAAGGUUUUGGGCAAUCACGGGCAUCAUUUUAUUGCUCACCACAUGUUUGAUGGAUGCCUCAACUGGAUGUUGUCUCAAAAUUCGGUAAUUAUUCUUUUGUUAUGCAAAAGAGAAAAAAAAUGAAGAUCCCAUCUCUUGCUUUAUUCCUUCUCUCUCUAUCUCUCCAAUGAUGUUGAUCUACCCGUGUUGGUCGGACCUUAUUUCUAGAUUGGCAGCCCAAACCCAUCAAAUCCCCAUAUUUCACCUCUCUGAUUUUUGGUCCAUCAAGAUCUCGACCUCUUUCCUUGAACCACUAGAGUUCUGGGGCGUCGCCAUAGCCGACCAUCCAAGAUAAGACAUUUUGAUCUAUGUUUAUUUCCCUCAUAUGGACACUGAACUCAUUUUUCCAAGUGCAGAUCAUUGUUAGGCAACCUAAUUGUAAUAGCUAUACGAAUUUUGCCUUUUUGUCCAAUUAUAAUCUAUUCCGUUUCAUAAAGCUGAUUUUUCCAUGUUUAAGUCUAUGGCUCAAAUAAUUGACUUGUUUCUGCCUUUGAUCAUAUGGUAUCUUAUACUUACAUUUGAAAGCCAUUGAUUCUUUUUUCCCUUUUGAUCUCGCUUGAUCAUUAAUUAUGUUGAAUUACAUGUUAGAUUCUAUUGAUGCUAAACAUCAAACUACUUUGAUCGUUGUGGGGUCUAUGACUUAUCUGUAUUUGACCAUCUCUUGAUUGCUUUUGCCACAUGUGUUUUUCUUGAGUUUGAUAGCAAAGGCUUUUAAAAUUGGAUAUAUGCCGUAAGGUCAUCUGUAGCUAGUCAAAAUAGAUGUUUCUUUCUCUAGUCCAUGUUGCAAAUCCCACAUAACUCAUAUAAGCAUAUCCAGAAAUGCACGGUUCCAUAUCCAGAAAUGCAUGGUUCCAUUAGGGCAUGUGGACUUAUGAUCUUAAAAGGAAUAUGGCUACAUUGGUUGUAUUAUAGCCUUGAUGCAAAAUUAAGCAAGCACAACAUCCAUUCAUGUAUGCUUUUGUAAGAUCAUAUUGAAAUACAAUGACAAAUUACCAAAUAGUGGUAUUUAGCUCAGUUGUAUUUGCUCAAAAAGUCUUUCAUCCCAAUAUAUCUUUUUCCCAUUUUAACUACGUCCUAGUUUGAAGUAAAAUCCUCUAUUAGCGGUCAAUGUUGGAAUGAUUUUUGAUCCUUCAUUAUGACCCUCCUACUAGUAGAUCCUCAUCUUGCCCCAACUGAUCGAGAUCAACAACCUUGAUCAUGUUGUCCCUUCUAUGAUCUGAUCAAAUUUGGGAUGUCGGGCACCAUCACCUGGCUAAUCCUUCUCCCUCCGCCUUCCAGUUUGGGUGUAGUCGAUUUGCCAAAUCGAACCUAGUGAUCUUUGGGUGUACCAAGAUAAUUAAGGUUGCUAGGAGCGAGGAAGAAUUAAUGACUGAAGAAUGAAACAAUAAAGCUUGAAGCAUAGUUGCAAGCUAUCAAUAAGUAUAGUUAUGUCUAUGAAUUCGUAUGUUGGAUUUAGAUGUCUUGUACCCGCUUCUUUUUGUUUAGCAAAUGGAAUUGGACAAAUAUUUUCUUAUUAUGCUAUAUGAAUUGUUAUUGUAGGCUUCGUGUUAUUGUGGGCAAUAUCCUACGGUAGCACGACCAUGUCAUGCUCCGGAUCUGGGGCGUGACAAUUUCUGUUGGAGAAAACUCGGGGAGAUAAAUCACAAUGUUUAAAGAAGAAGUGCUUACUUGAUGAUGGUUAAACAGCAUUGCUGGUUAAUACUAUAGCUUCGUACAGAAAGUGGCUGAUGUGAAAAGCAGGUCAACAUUUGAAGGAAGUACAAAUUUUUGAUGAUUUCUUUCUUGAGGAACCAGUGGAUGAUCCUGCAAUGCUCAUAAUAACGCCCCAUAGGAUGCCCGUAAAGCUUCUUAUCAACAUUAGAUUUAUUGGCCUUUGCAAUUUUCUGGCUCCUGCAAGGAGCUGCGAUGAAUGGACCGAUGGAGUUCGGUAGGUUUACUUUGGGCUGCAUAAAGGUUGAUUAGGGGCCCUUUGGUUCAAACAAUUUGUCUUGGUGUUUUUUUCUUUUGAAGAAAACAACUGUCUCGGUUUUGGAAAUUGGCUGUAAUUACCUGUGCUCUUGCCUGGCUUAUUAUGAUUGGUGACUGGUUUCCUUUCUCAGCUGCAAGCCUUUUAAGUUUCUUGCAUGCUUCAUGAAGUGAACCAAGUUUCCAUCUCAUCAUGCUUUCAAUGUCAAGGUGAGGGGUCAAUGAAUUGAGGUCAUGACCGUCUCUUGAUCCCUCUCCCCUGACUAGCCUUCAGGACAGAAGGUGGCCUUGGUUCUAUAUGCUACAGGGGAAUCACUAAUCAGCCGCCUAAUUUGUACAUCUCUAGUGGCCUCAUCAAUCUAGGAACCAUUAACUGCUUCCUGGCUGCCCUCUGCACUUCAAAACUUCUGAAGAUAUAGCUAUGAAAGACUUUCUGCAGUUUGAUUCCUACUCAGAUAUGUGCAUGAACCUAACUUGAAUGAAUUGUUUUGAGAUUUUCUCCUGUUCUUUACCUCUUUCUUAGUGAUGCUUUGCCACCGUGCUUCAUUCAAUUCAGGCAAUGGAACCAAGAUGAGGAAGCCAAGGACUGAGCCCAAGAUCGCAAAGAACUGGUAGUUUCUGCCGUUGAGCCCCAGCAUACAAUGUCGGCCGUUAUCCAAGGCCUUGCUUGCGUCCCGAGACGCAAGCGUAACGGCCGUCCCAUUUAGCAUAAAGCCUCUGUAUAAAUGGGGUUCGUUGAUCAUAAAGCGGGAAGCAGGAGAGCGAGACUGAAGUGAAGCUCUCUCUCACUCUCCUUUUACUUUGCUUUGCUUUCCGGCCAUGGCGAGCGGCGAGCCCCAGAAGCAACUCCUCUCGCUAAUCCGCGAUUUCGUCGCCGAGAAGUCCCAAGGAGAGCGCAGGGUUGCGGAUCUUAAGAAGCGAUUCCUCGAGGUCCAGACCGAUCUGGACGCCGCCAAUGCCCAUCUGGAGGCGGCCAAGCGGACCAAGGAGGUGAGCGAGCAGGAGCUCAAAGGCUCCCAGGUUCAGCUUUCCAUGGCCUUUGCCUCGAUCAAAACUCAGGAGGCGAGGAUUUUUCUGCUGCAGGAGGAGAUUUCGAAGGUCGGAUCGGAUCUGGAUGCACUCAAGGCUGAAGAGAACGUGCAGCGAGAUGAGUUUAUUAGCACGAUGAAUGAGUUGAACGUGAAGAUAAGGCAAUUUCAGGAGAUGGUUGUCUGUGAUUUCCAGAAACAACGAUGCCCAGAACUUUCAUCAGAUAAUGCAGACAAAUAUAAUAGUUGCAACCAAGUUCUUGAUGUGCAAGAUGCUCUUAAAGAUUUGAAGGAUAGGAUUGAGUGUAUCAAUGCUCAGAUGCAUAAAUCAGAAGAUGAGUACCAAAGAGAAUUACAUUAUCAUGAUGAGGUUUCCAAGGAGCUACCCAAUGUUAAAAGAAGAGGGUUCCUUGUGGAGGCUAUUUUGGGAGAAAUGAAACUGCUGCAAGAGCUAGCAGGGCAGACUAAUGAACUGGAGAAGGCUUAUGCUUCAGCUGGGGGGGAGUUACAGAGGAGGUAUGUAUGUCCCAGAUGUGGUUGUAACAACAUGGGAGACUUGGGAGGAGCUGAAGCUAUUGAAAAUAACUGAUUUUUUUUCAUAUGAAGAACUCAAGUCCUGUAUAUGCAGCAAGCAAGCAGAGCAUGUAGUGGCAGAUGCUUGGGUAUAUAUGCCAUGGACAAUCUUGGUACAUUCAUGUCUUAGUGGUCAUUUUUGUUUGCUUCUGCUAUGCUCUUCAGCAGGACAUGUAAGAAAAAGUGAAAGGAGAGAAAAGGCAACAACAUGAUCUUGUUUGCUAUCAACUCCUAAAUGAUCCUGCCAUUCAUGUAAGACUAUAAUGCAGCUUUCAUGCCGGUGCUUUACAUUAGUGAAGCAUUAUUGUUGCAUUCGUAGGAAAAAAAUGAAACUUGCUUUGUGUACUCGCACACAAAUCGCCUUGAAUAUUAUUUUGCUUCUGA
Molecule: messenger RNA, 5501 nt
Organism: Phoenix dactylifera (date palm)
Lineage: Eukaryota; Viridiplantae; Streptophyta; Magnoliopsida; Arecales; Arecaceae
Source: RefSeq, a predicted model, not a curated record